UCGUUCCCGUGAUCGCUUCCAAAGCGAAGAUCCAAUCGGCGGGGACUCCGCUGUUUCAAGCUGCCGGUUGGGUCGAACCGCGCCCGACACCUAUUCGUGUCGCGGCGUUAGCUCCGGGCGUGAUCGAAGAGCUUUUAGUCGUCGAAGAUCAACCGGUGAAAAAGGGAGACCCUGUCGCCAAUCUUGUUCGCGAGGACAAUCAACUUGCCUACGAACGGGCGGUGGCCGACCGCGACUUACGCCGUGCCGAAGUUGAGCAAGCGAAAGCGACCCUGGAAGCGGCUAACGUUCGUGUGGAACAACCGGUCCACUUGGAAGCGCAAUUGGCCGAAGCAGACGCCCAGGUUUCGCGGAUCGAAACGCAGCUGCAAAACCUCCCGUUCGAGGUGCGACGCGCCGAAGCGAUGCGGGAGUAUGCUCGGAUCGAUCAUCAACGAAAAGUCGACGCAGGCGUUGCCGUCUCCAAGCUGACCGUGGACGAGGCCGUUUCGCGAUUAGCCACGGCCGAGGCUUCGCUCGAGGAACUGAUUCAGCGGAAGAACACCUUGGAAGCGGAAAAAGUAGCCUGGUCGAAACGGCAGCAAGCCCUCAAGACGCAGCUUCAGCUUUUAGUCGACGAGAAAGAAGCGAAAGCCACGGCGCGUUCGGUGCUGCAAGCUUCUGAGGCUCGCUUGCGUCAGGCGGAAGUGGCGUUAGCCCAAGCGAAACUGGCCCUCGAUCGAACUGUUGUCCGUGCCCCUGUGGCCGGUCGGAUUUACCAAUUGCUGAGCCCGCCUGGGUCGCAUUUGGGCAACAUGCCGACGGGAAGUAGCGAGUCGGACAGCAGCACUGUAGCUGACAUUCAGAAGAACACGCUGCAAGUGAAAGUCGCGCUGCCAGACCCACCGAACUAUUUCAAGCCGGAAAUGUUAGUCGACGUGACGUUUCUCGCUCCGAAGAUCGAGCAGCACGAAGACUCUUCGCAGGAAGAGAUGCAGCUGUUCAUUCCUAGCGAACUGGUCCAGCGUGACGGAGAGCAAACGUUUGUCUGGCUCGCCGAUCAAGCGGCCGGAUUGGCUCGCAAACAAAACGUGACCGUGGUGGCAAACCCAUCCGACCCAAUGGUUCAA
Symbiodinium sp. CCMP2456 is the source of this 1109-nucleotide messenger RNA. NCBI's taxonomy places the organism in Eukaryota, Dinophyceae, Suessiales, Symbiodiniaceae. The record is from the annotation of a GenBank genome assembly.